Messenger RNA from Cokeromyces recurvatus, 1884 nucleotides. RefSeq names its product cytochrome P450. The record is from RefSeq and is a predicted model, not a curated record. The transcript is spliced from 3 exons. Lineage: Eukaryota; Fungi; Mucoromycota; Mucoromycetes; Mucorales; Mucoraceae. The coding region runs from base 62 to 1819 and encodes 585 amino acids. Gene Ontology annotation, molecular function: monooxygenase activity; iron ion binding; oxidoreductase activity, acting on paired donors, with incorporation or reduction of molecular oxygen.
GUUAUUUUAAAUUUCUUUUGCUUCCUACAUAUAUAUUUAAAAGAAAAAAAAAAGUGAAACUAUGGCCAAACUUAUGAGUCGUGUUAUCAAUAGUAUUUUAGUACUGAACUAUAUUAAUUUUAAUGGAUUAUAUGUCAUUCUUAUAUCGCUCAUAAUCGUCUAUGUAUAUAUAUAUUGUCGAAGAAGAUAUUUUUCUCCACUUGCUUCUGCACCACUAGCUCCAGCUAAUCAUUUCUUAAUCAAGUAUUUUGGUAUGGUUCCACCUCCCAAUGAUGUCGAAAAAACAGACUCUUUAUCUCGUUUUCUUAUUCUUGCUGGGCAAGAUCCUUCUUUAUCCCCUAUAAGUGUUUGCUGGUCUAUAAUAGGAACUCCAUUGGUCCUUGUAAAUACAUUAAGAGGCGUAAAAGAUGUUCUUAUUGACGGUCAAGCAAAAAGUAAGAUCAAAGGUGAGCCACCAAAAAUUCAACGUGGAAAUCUUAUUCGAUUGAUUCAAAACCUGGUGUUUGGUGGUAAAAGCAUAAAUAAUGCUGUCGGUGAAGUAAGUCUAUCUCCUUCUUUAAAUAUAGAAUGGCGCUGGAGACGACAUAUUUUAUUACCACCUUUUCAACCUAAACAACUCGUACCUAAACUAUUACCUUAUGUUGCAACACGUACUGGUGACCUUUUGCAAUUAUUUGAAAAACAUGCUCACUCUGGAAAAGCAAUCGAGCUUGAUGAAUUAUUUAUGGGCUUGACAAUGGAUGUUAUCAACUAUUAUUUAUAUGGCCGUAGUGAGUUAAAUUAUGAUAUAGUAGGUGGAAGACAAAAUUUAAAGAAUGAACAUCAUCGUCUUGGUUUAGGCUUUCAAUCAGUUGAAGCUUGGCUUCCAUUUGGUAUUAAUAAAACGAACUGGGCACAAAGAAGAUAUAAACCAGCUCGUGAUAAAUUGAAAGAAUUUAUCAGAGAUUCCCUUAAUUAUGCUUUAGAGGACUACACAGAGGAUUUAAAGAAUUAUGAAAAACAAGGUGUUUCAAAGAAUCAAAGAUCAUAUCGCUCGGUUGCAGCCUGUGCUUUUGAUAGUGGAAGUUAUAAAGAGGAUCAUAUUGAUCUAAUUAAUGACUUACUUUCAUUAACUUUUGCUGGUUAUGAUACGACAGCACAUACUUUGUCUUUUGCUUUCUCUGAACUUGCUCGUAAUCCUAAAUUACAAGAUGAGCUAUUUCAUCAAGUUCGUUCUGUUUUAGGCCCCCCUCCAGUUGCUCCAGAAACUAUUACUGCUGAAAAAUUAGCAAAAAUGCCAUUAGUUACUGCUAUCUACCGUGAAACUCUUAGAAAGUACCCUGCUGUUGUUUUUAUUCCUGUUCAUGUAAAUAAAGAUGUUAUUGUUGAUGGUGUGGUUGUACCCUCUAAUGCAGAGAUUUGGUGUAAUGUUCGUGGAAUUCAAAUGAAUCCAGCUAUAUUUCCUGAUCCUGAAAAAUUCGACCCUACUCGUUGGCUGAAACCUCAAGAUAAAGUCAAAUUAACCGAGAAUAACGAUAAUGAGGUCCCUCAACAGGAUAAUGUCUUUGAUAACUUAAAUUCAAGUAGUAGUGAUGACAAUAACAGGACUGACUCAUUCAUUACACCUGAAGCUCAAUAUAAUUUCCCGGAUUUAUCAUUUACUUUAGGGCAGCAUGCAUGUUUAGGAAAGAAUUUGGCUAUUUUAGAAUUGAGAACUGUAAUUGCUUGUGUUAUGAAUCAAUUUACAUGCAAAUUAAAAGAAGGUUUAGUCAUUGACACUAAAGUUGUACUGACAACAAAACCACGUUAUGGCGUUUGGGUGCAUUUUGAGCAAAGAUAGAAAAAAUUAUUAUAUUACUUAAUUAUUUAUUUAUUAAUAAAAUGAAAAAUAUUUUUUUCAUUACC